UUCUCUUUUCGAUUUCUCUUCUUGAAAUUGCGAGAAGCUCUCAGAUCGCUUGCUAGGGUUAGCGCCCAAACUCUUUCUCAAUCCUUGGCCGCUCUCGAUCUUUCGCUUCCGGUACCAGAAACUCAUCGCCCUCACCGUUUCGUCUCUCCCGUGUUCGUUCAUACUCCUCAGUUCUCCGAAACCCUAAUUCCCAAUUCUCCUCUGAAACCCUAUCGGUCGAAGUUUUGCUUGACAAAGGAAUUAAAGUUGAUGCCGGCUCCGGUGUGUGGAGUAUUGAAUAUUAGGCGUACCAGUAGACGAAAGAUCAAUCAAAGGAUCACCGCUGUUUCUGGGUGGGUAAGAGCCUCCGCAAGCUUACUUGAAGGCCUAGGAGCAGAUGCACCCAAAAAAAAGAUCGUUGGAAGUUUCAGAAUGAAUUGAAAUCUGACAUCUCGAAGGAUGAUUCCGCCGAGAUCUUGAUGGCCCCUUCAGCUCAGUCUCCGACAUCGUUUUUGGCACCAGCACCACUUUCUGCACUGCCACCGCCUGAUAUUUCACCUCCUCCUCGGAUUCCACCUCCGCCUCCUCCUCGGAUCCCACCUCCGCCUCCAUCUCGGAUCCCGCCUCAGCCUCCAUCUCGGAUCCCGCCUCCGCCUCCAUCUCGGAUCCCGCCUCCGCCUCCAUCUCGGAUUCCGCCUCUGCCUCGGAUCCCACAUCUGCCUCCUUGUCAGAUUCCACCUCUGCCUCCUCCCCGGAUUCCACCUCCGCCACCUCCCCGGAUUCCACCUCCGCCACAUCCCCGGAUUCCACCUCCACCUCCUCCCCGGCCUAGACAAGGGCGGGAGGAUCGAAGGCCUCCAUUUUUGUUAAGGGCCACUUUUUACUACAGCAUUUACAUCCUAUUAUCCUCGCUGGUAGUCAUAUACUUCAGCACGUCCUUUCAGCUGGGAGAUAGCCCGCAGCCACAGCCUUUAGGUGAUCGUAUUGUCGCAGCAGUGUAUUUUUUGAAGGUGUCCUCCUUCACCAUUGGAUAUGGUGAUGUGAGAGCUGUCACGACUACUGGUAAGGUGAUUAUUAUCAUCUUAGAUUUAAUUUCCUAUCUCUUCAUAUCUGCUCUUAUUAGUCAUGCGUUAGAUGAUAUGAUCAAUAGAUUGGAGGUUUGGUAUGGGUUUGAGGGUAUGGAGGAGGCUGGGAGGACUUAUAUUAGGGUGGCAUGUGCUAUAUUUGUUGUUACAUGUGGGCUUCUUAGUGGAUAUAUCUUUAUAGCAUAUGUCUUUAGGUUGUUUGGUGAACUUGAUUCCAUAUAUUUGGUUCUGAUGACUCUCAUGACUAUCGGAUAUGGAGACAAAUCAUUCAUGACUCUACAUGGUAGAUUAUCAUGUAGAUUAUUUGCUAUAUGCUGGAUUUCUUUUCUCUUGCCUGCAUUUGACAGGGCAUGUAAGUUCCUGGUGUGUCUUUUUCUAUCAUGUAGGUUUGUGGUAGAGUGUGAGAUAUUUUGUUGCAGCCUGGUAGUUGAUUGUUUUACUUGUAUUUGGCUUGCCAUUAGAGGGGCUUUUGAUCGUAUCAGAGGUCUUACAGUUUGAGGAUCGGUUCCAUCAUUAGUCUAGACAUCUGUGAUGUACUUCAUUACAAAUGUACAAAUUUUUUUCGAUUAAUGUACAAAUUUUGUUGUUGUU
Argentina anserina (silverweed cinquefoil) is the source of this 1655-nucleotide messenger RNA. RefSeq names its product leucine-rich repeat extensin-like protein 3. The record is from RefSeq and is a predicted model, not a curated record. Gene Ontology annotation, molecular function: potassium ion leak channel activity; outward rectifier potassium channel activity. Gene Ontology annotation, cellular component: plasma membrane. Gene Ontology annotation, biological process: stabilization of membrane potential; potassium ion transmembrane transport. Lineage: Eukaryota; Viridiplantae; Streptophyta; Magnoliopsida; Rosales; Rosaceae. The coding region runs from base 459 to 1562 and encodes 367 amino acids. The transcript is spliced from 5 exons.